UUCUAGUCUCGCAAAGCUUCUUCUCUGCUUCCAAACAAACCAUUUUUCUCUCCUUGUGAAUCCCAUUUUCUUUUGAGUCUUUGUCCUUUUCUUCUCCAAGAUCCGUCGAAGCUCCAGCAGAAAGGAUUCAAUAUUUGGAAAACUACUGCUCUUUUCUUUUCUUUAAGGCUUAAACUAUAGUUCUACUCUCCAAAAGAAUCUCACACAUAUCAAACAAAAGAAUGCUCUCCCAGUCUAUCAAGAAGAAAAUGUGGAAGUUUUCUCACUGACUUAUCUCCAUGUCCCUUAAACACAAAAUUUGUCCUUUUUGCGGUAUGGAAGGCAUGAUCAUAGCCUCAAGAAUCACUAACAAGGCUGUUAAACAACAAAACUUCCCUCUUCAAAAGCUCUCCUUCUGGUUCGCUCCCCCAACUCGUCCUCCAGGCCUACGUUAUUCCGCUUUCCGCUCAUGAAACUAACAAGCUAGCACAUAUAUACAUAUCCGGCUCUAUCCUUCUUCUAUUUCUUUUUGCAAUGGUUGCCUACUAUUAUAACUCUAACUCUUCAUCUGGGUACGGUUAUUUUAACACGUUGGAUCCAUUUCCGAGUAGUUUAGAAGGUUUUAAUGGUUUGCGAGGUGGGUCGAUGGUCUCGCAGUCUUUGGUGUUGGAUAAUGAGAAAGGAGAACUCGUAAAAGCACCGGCUACGAGAGUCGGAAAGAAAGGGAUGUCUGACGCCAAGGCUCUGGCGGCUCUGAAGAGCCAUAGUGAGGCAGAAAGGAGGAGGAGAGAGAGGAUUAACGCCCAUCUUGCUACUCUUCGCGGUCUCUUUCCCUGCACCGAAAAGGUAGCUUUGAUAUGGAGACAUAUCUUUCUGAUGGACAAAGCCACAUUGCUUGCUGAAGUUAUUAACCAAGUGAAAGAACUGAAAAAGAAUGCAGUAGAAGCCAGUGAAGGUCUUCUAAUUCCAAUGGAUGAUGAUGAAGUGAAAGUUGAAACAUAUGACAAUGGAGCAGGAGAUGGAACUUUGUCUUUUAAAGCAUUCCUAUGUUGUGAUUAUCGACCUGAGCUUCUGUCUGACAUAAGACAAGUAGUUGAUUCCCUUCAAUUGAAAAUGGUGGAUGCAGAAAUAUCUACCUUAGGAUGCCGGCUAAAGGUUGUGAUUUUUCUAACUAGCUGCAGAAAUAAGAAUGCUGUUGAUGAUGCUGAGGAACCACAGCUUCUCACAAAUUCUGUUCACCAGGCCUUGAAUUCUGUCCUGGAGAAAGGUUCUAUCUCAGCUGAAUAUUCACCAAGAACAACACUCCAAAACAAGAGGAGGAGGGUGACUUUCUUUGAAUCCUCCAGCUCGACUUCUUAAGAGCCAAAAUCUUGUUGCUGUUGGUGGUGAUGGGCAUACUCCUAAAUGGUGGUUACUGUAUCAGUUUGUGUCGAAAGUUUGGAAGACUUGUGGUGCUAUAUACAAAGUAAUAUUUGCAGGAGUGAUUAAUGACAAAGUUGCUGCCACCUUGAGUAUUAAGAAGGUGGCUUCAUCUUUGUAGUUGUAAGCAUAUGGUUGUGUUGUAACUUAAUUAUAAGCUUAAUUAAACUCUUAACGAUCACCCUUUCUUGUAUCGUGUAGGUGAUGGCUAUAGAACAAUGUAUUCUAUUUGAAUAAAUUUGAAAUUUUGUAUAUAAAUAAAAAUGCCUAUAAAAGUAUGAUGCUCAA
Molecule: messenger RNA, 1686 nt
Organism: Hevea brasiliensis (rubber tree)
Lineage: Eukaryota; Viridiplantae; Streptophyta; Magnoliopsida; Malpighiales; Euphorbiaceae
Product: transcription factor bHLH30
Exons: 3
Coding region: 514-1338 (274 amino acids)
Biological process (GO): regulation of DNA-templated transcription
Molecular function (GO): DNA-binding transcription factor activity; protein dimerization activity
Source: RefSeq, a predicted model, not a curated record